Molecule: messenger RNA, 939 nt
Organism: Ectocarpus siliculosus
Lineage: Eukaryota; Phaeophyceae; Ectocarpales; Ectocarpaceae
Source: the annotation of a GenBank genome assembly
AUGAGCUUGGCCCAAUCGGCCGUUCAAGGAACCACCACCGAAGCCUCUUCUUCUUCUUCUUCGGAUGUUCCGCCAACAAUGCUGACGAAGUCCGCCAUCGCGUACAACGACGACGACGGCGACGCCCUGGGGAACGACGACGACGAGCCGGAACCGUUCCCCGAACCGUUCCCCGUCAGGCGCAGCGCCGCCAUCGCGUACAACGACGACGAUGGCGAGGCCUUGGGCCACGACGACGAAGCUUUCCUCUUCAGCAACAGCACCGACACCAGCUACUCCGACACGUCCACCUACGACUACUGCGACAGCGGCGACGCCUGGUGCGGAACGGACGACCUCUGCCAAGAGUGUCAGUCCCUCACCACCUCCGGCGGGAGCUUGACGUGCCGGGAGGCCUACCCCGCGGCCGCCGCGAGCGGCAAUAGCAGCGCGUGCGAGCAGCUCGCUGCCACGUUCUGCUGUUACUACGGAGACGCCUCCACGGCCCAGCGCUGCCUGGGCAACGAGCCCACGGCCCUCUACUGGGAGUGCGUCCUCACCGGCCCCGCUUUCGGCUGCUCUCUGGAAGACAUGCCGUGCUACAGCGGCAACUCGAGCGCCGCGCAGACCCAACCCGUCCCCAGCCCGUCUCCCACAGAGGCGGCGACGACUGCGCCCGUGCAGUUCGGUCCCGGAGACGGUGACGGCGGCGAGGCUCCGGCGGCGACUCGAUCGCCGGUGGCGGGCAACGACGACACUGGAAGCGGCGGCAUUGGUGCUGGUAGCGGCUUCAACUCGGCAGGCACCUCGUCGGGCGGGGGCGACUUCGACGGGGCUGCGGAGGAGGCGGGGGACGGCGCCGCUCGCGUUGCUUGGUCCACAGCAACGGCCGUGCCCCGCGCGGUUGUUACCCUUGGCGUCACCCUUUUCCUGGCGGCGAGGCAUGCUGCUGCAAAGUAG